Adineta ricciae is the source of this 951-nucleotide messenger RNA. NCBI's taxonomy places the organism in Eukaryota, Metazoa, Rotifera, Eurotatoria, Adinetida, Adinetidae. The record is from the annotation of a GenBank genome assembly.
AUGACCAAUAAACAGCAAAUUCUCUUUCUCAAGACAGGCAUCUCGGAUUUGUCUAUUGAAAAGAAUCUUCUCGCGACAACACCCUAUGAGCUCGUUGUUGUUCACGAUGAUGCCGAUCUUUUCCCAUACGCCACCAAUCCACUUGUUAUCGCCAUUAUCACUACAGACACGCCGAUUACAGCCGAUGUUGUUCAACAGAUUUCACCUUCAUGUCGUGUAAUUACUCGUCUAGGAGUAGGUUUCGAUACUAUCGAUGUUCAAGCAUGUAUACAACGUCAUAUUCGCGUUUGCUAUGUUCCUGAUUACGGUACGAAUGAAGUUGCUGAUCAUGCCGUUGCUCUUCUUUUUGCUGCACAUCGCCGUUUAUCGGUAUACCAUCGAAGAAUUGUUGAGCAGAAUAUUUGGCAUCACGAAAUACCUGGCGAUAGCUUACAUACUUUAAGUACAUUGAAUCUGGGAGUUAUCGGAAUGGGUCGCAUCGGAUCUUGUUUUGCAACAAAAAUGCGACCAUUUGUUAAGGAAAUUCUCUCCUAUGAUCCAAUCGUACCUUCAACUUGCAUUUCGAUUGAUGAAAUCUAUGAACAAUGUGAUAUUAUAUCACUGCAUAUCCCAUUGACAUCAACGAAUUAUCAUAUGAUUUCAUCGGAGUCCAUCCGACGUAUGAAACGAAAGCCAAUUUUAAUCAACGUUAGCCGUGGUGGACUUGUCGAUACUCAAGCACUGGUAGAAGCGCUCAAAAAUGGCCAAAUCUCCUAUGCAGCUUUGGAUGUCCUAGAAGAUGAACCACAUAUAAAUCCAGAAUUGAUUAAACUUGAUCGAAUACAAUUAACACCGCAUUCAGCAUGGUACACUCGAGAAUCAGAAUCGGCUCUACGUACCAAAGCAAUUCAAGAUAUCCUACGUAUUAUGAAUGGAGAACAACCGAUGUAUCCUGUUCCAUACCAACAAUGA